Molecule: messenger RNA, 1200 nt
Organism: Saccharomycopsis crataegensis
Lineage: Eukaryota; Fungi; Ascomycota; Saccharomycetes; Ascoideales; Saccharomycopsidaceae
Gene: GCV1
Product: glycine decarboxylase subunit T
Exons: 1
Coding region: 1-1200 (399 amino acids)
Biological process (GO): glycine catabolic process
Cellular component (GO): mitochondrion
Molecular function (GO): aminomethyltransferase activity; protein binding
Source: RefSeq, a predicted model, not a curated record
AUGUCUGGUGCUUUGAAAACCCCUUUCUACGAUCUUCACAAACGUCUUGGUGGGAAGCUUGUGAACUACGCGAACUACUUGUUGCCAAUCUCCUACCCUAGUCAAACCCAUAUUGAAUCACAUCUCCAUGUCCGUUCUAAAGCCGGUAUCUUCGAUGUCAGUCAUAUGUUGCAGCACCGCUUAGUGGGUGCUGAGGCCUCUAAAUUCUUGGAAUCGUUGGUGCCUACUGAUAUUGGGGCCGUCAAGCCUGGAUCAUGUCACUUGAGUACCUUCUUGAACGACAAAGGUGGGGUGGUCGACGAUACCAUCAUCACCAAGGUCGGGGAAAAUGAGAUUUAUUUUGUCAGUAACGGUGCCACCUCCGAUAAAAUCUCUGCUUAUAUCACCGCUGCUUUGAACGAGUUUCAAAACGGUUCCCACGGUUUAAAAUACGAUAAUUUCAAAAAAAGUUUGGUGGCUAUCCAGGGUCCAACCGCCCAUUUACACUUGAGCAAAGCUUUGAAAACCGAUUUGUCCAAGAUUUUCUUUGGUAACCAUUUCUUCUUGGAAAACGGUGAAAAAGUAAUUGGUAAAGGGUUCACCGGUAAUUUCCUGGAAAAUUCCAAUGGACUCUUGGUUUCCAGAUCAGGUUACACCGGGGAAGACGGGUUUGAAUUGAGUAUUCCAAACCCAGAACUCGCCAAUGAAGUUGUCGAGAAACUUCUUCAAGACUCAGAAGUUCAACCAAUUGGUUUGGCGGCUCGUGACUCGCUUCGUUUGGAAGCUGGUAUGUGCUUAUACGGCAAUGAACUAACCGAAGACAUCACUCCUGUUGAAGCCAGUCUCAACUGGAUCAUUUCUAAAUCUCGUCGUACUGCCGAUGCUGGGUUCAAGGGAGCCGAAAAGGUGUUGGCUCAAUUGAACGAUAAGUCACUUGUUCCUUAUAAAAGAGUUGGUUUUACCUUUGAAGGUGGGGCAGCUGCUAGAACCGGAUCCAAAAUCUUUGCCAAUGGUGAAGAAGUUGGGUUUGUUUCCUCUGGCUCUCAAAGUCCAAGUUUGAGUGACGCCACUGGUAAGAAGAUGAAUAUCGGUCAAGGUUUUAUCAAGAUGCCAUUCCACAAGAAGGAAACCGAUAUUGAAAUCCAAGUUAGAAAGAAGACCAUUGCCGGAAAAGUUAAGAAGUUGCCAUUGGUUGAAUCGCAUUACUAUAAACCAGAGUAA